Messenger RNA from Acanthopagrus latus (yellowfin seabream), 6164 nucleotides. RefSeq lists its product as uncharacterized. The record is from RefSeq and is a predicted model, not a curated record. Gene Ontology annotation, molecular function: DNA helicase activity. NCBI's taxonomy places the organism in Eukaryota, Metazoa, Chordata, Actinopteri, Spariformes, Sparidae. The transcript is spliced from 5 exons. Gene Ontology annotation, biological process: DNA repair; telomere maintenance. Bases 2463 to 6164 code for a protein of 1233 amino acids.
GGGAUUUAUUAUGUUUGUGGGGAAGUGAAAAUCCUCAUUAUAAUAACUUCUCACAAAUGUAAUAAAAAAAAUGAAUAAUGGUCGUGGUUGUUGUUUUUUUGUUUGCCUAUACGUCUACUAAUACUGACCGUGGCUGCAAAAUCCAGCUGCUGACUCUUCUGCUGUCACAGAACUGAUCCCCCUCACCUUGUUUUAAUAUCUUUGGGGCGUGUGUGUGGUCUCUCUCUUUCUCACCGCUGUCCAUGGUUCUGAACCACAGAAGCCCUGACCUGCGCAUCACUACCCAUCAGGUCUACUGAUUUUUCCCCCCUCCAUUCAAAAAUGUGAAUGUCAUUUGUUACAUGACUUUUCCUGUGUUUGGAUUUUAAUUUAGAAUAGGGUUUUUUAUAAACUACACAAAAAUAAUUUGAAAAACAAAAUGUAAUAUGUUUUACCUAUUUCGACCAUUAAGCGGUCAUAUUGAUCACACGUCAUUUCCCGGGGUUUCAUUGUUACAUUUUCUGCACUUCUUUGAGUAUUUACUUGUAAGUUAAUUAUUAUAUAGUUGUAUUGUAUAACCUGGUUGGUACCAUGGGGAAACACAAACUGGAGUUCGCCCUUCCGUAAAACGGCGGAGCUGUUCAACACCAAGGUGCUGAAGUGAUGCGACUCUGACUGUGUAGCAGGGAAAGCCAAGGAAGAAUGUCUGCAUCCUGAGCACCGUGCACGUGGGCACCUUUCGUAGGGCGAAAGCAAAUCUCUAGCCCCAUUCACACUGCCGUUUGCAUGCGGGGAUCCUGCGCCAAUUCUCCACACCGUCCUCUGUGUGAAAGUUUCAGAGAGGGCGGAAAUUUCGCUGAUCUGCCUCUGGAUGUAGUAUCAGGGCCGCAUCAUUGGUAAACCGCCCCAGUGUGAACGAAGGCGCGGAGCGAGGGGUGUCGGUCUGACAGCCUAAUAGCUGCACAGGUCCUUCACUCAACUACAGAGAAAUGUCCCACAAAAGUAACUAACUGUUAUUGUCUUUGUGUGGAAAGAAAUACUAUAGCUGUAUGUGGAGAAGCGUCCGUCCUCCCGUCCCACCGACUCCUCGUUACAUGUCUGCCGGAAAACACCUUCUGUAACCGGCAGAAAACUUCAACUCGCCGAGUGUUUGUGAUGAAAAUAAAUCACCGCGACUGUCAGUCUUCCCGACUGAGUCUUCAGGGAACUUUCCCACAGAAAACAGCCUCCAUCCCGUGAAUGAGAGAGUCAGACAGCAUCCUGUUUAUUGAUGGUGAUUAUGUAAUUUAGCGCGAAGGGAGGGCGUACUCCGUCAAAGGAGGUACGGAAGAUGGUCAGUGUCUUCUUUAACAUCCUCGACCUGGCUGGGAUCAAUGUCCGCAUCUUAUUCAAGGAGCACCAGCAGCAGGAGAACCCGGAGGAAAGUCCUGCAGCAGCUGACAGACGAGCUGAGGGCCGAACAGUCGGCACAAGGUGGGCAGCAGCGGACCCAACCACCGCAGCAGCAGCAGAAACGGACACUGAGGCAGUGCCGGUCCGAAAGAGUUGCAAAGAAAACAAAACGCUGGAAACUUGAAAUGCCACAAGUGGUAACUGUGCGAGGGGUAUAAAUGUAGGACUACAUUUUGGUGUUAUUUCGUUUUUUAAAAAAAAUAAUAAAUCAUGAGACAAUGAAUGCAUUCAUCAUUCAAUUGAGUAUUUACAUGAGAGAUUAAAUAGAGUUUAAAUCUAGCGGUCCAAAUGACUGCUCACUGCCGUUGUAUAGUAAUGUUGAAUUCCGGCUCUUCGGAGGUCCAACUGAGGUCCAAUCAGAAACAUAUCACUUGACCGGAUCCAACUGUAGGGUUGUGGAAAGCACACUGUUAUGCCUUAACCAAGAUAUCGAUCAUUAAGAUUAAUUGGAUCAGAUCUGACUGGAAUGAACCCGCCAUAGUGGCUGGUUAACUGAUUAAAUCAACCCGCCAGCACACAAAUUCACUUGUGGGUUGCGGGUGAUAAUUUCCCUCUCUGGUGUGCCUGUGUGAUGACUGUCGCUAUGGCAAAUCCCAGAACCCCUUACAAAUCGAGUAAUUUUAAGGGUUGUUGCAUCAGGAGGAGAAACCUCAUAAAAAUGUUGAAACGCCUAUGACACAUUUUAAAUCAUUUGUGCCUUCUUUUGAAUUUGGCAUUAAGUAGCAUGCGUUACGAUUUUUGUUUCAUUGUGAAAGUGUCAGUUAGUUUGCAACAUGGCAACAUGGCUCAAUUUUGAAACUUGUUUCUUUAGUAGAAACUGUAUAUACGUUGUGAAAUGCAGUGUACAGCACAUUCCUUACUGUUUGGACACGGUAGUUCAUUCGGCAAACGUUUUACCACUUGCUCUAUGAGAUAUUGCAGGGUUUCGGGAUCGCUUUCAGAGGUUCAACACCAGAAUUUCCGAGUAUCCCUUGAACACCACACUCAAACUUUGUCAGAGCAGCCGGACCGGACGUUGCUUCAGUCGCCGUAUGCUGUCUGUCAGAUAUAGAGGACAUUCAUCGACUGCUGGGUUUUUGCCUGAGGCAGGACUGAGCUGUUUGUUGACAGAGGUCCAAUACGCACUGUUGAUGAUGAGGUCGUUGUGUAUUGCAGUAUUCAGAACCAGGUCAGGUAGAUAUGGUUUCUUUGAUCCACACUCCAGAACAGCCAAAGGUUUGCCUGUAUCCCUGGGUUCGGUCAUGGCUGGUACAGCUGUCAUGCUGACAUUCCCACAUCUCAGUGACAUGAUUGACAGGCUCAUGAAGCAACACAAGAUGAUGGACACACAUUCCUCCUCUACAUAUGAAUUGAAGCCUGUGGUGUUUUACAGUUUGAACACAACAAACCUGAGUAAUGCCAUACAAGACACACACAGUCCUCCAACAGCUCAGACUGCUGCUCCAUCAGCUGCUGUGCUGGAUGAUGCUCAUCAGAGGGAGUCAAGCCGGAGUGCUCCAAGGUUAACCGCUGUUGUUACUGAUGGCUGCAAUAAGACUGUACAUGAAGUGUGCACUGACAUGGAGACUGAACCAGAGCCAUUGAACCGAUUCACUUUAAAUUCUGACACAUCACAUGAUGUUCCUGAUAAUGAAUCAAAUUCUCCUGCUCCAAUAAUUGCUACAGUGGUGAAUGAUAGUGCCUUACAUGACAUAUCCCAUAAACUAUUGAAACUUAGCAGGCAGGCAAAAAGAAAAUAUAAGAGGAGACUUUUGUGCUCUGGAAAGGUAUCUCAAAGAAAGGAGAAUCAAAAGAGGAAAGAAAAGAAAAAGUAUGCUUCUGAGAAAACUUUCAGAGGAAAGAAAAAAUCAUAUGCAAACAGGCAAUAUUCUGAUAAAGAACUCAGGCAAAGAAAACAAGAACAUUUCAGAAACUGUUAUCGAACAAAACCUGAAUUACGCCAAAAGAAGAGAAAUUAUAUAACAACUGCAUAUAGACAAAAUCUGUCAUUCAGACAGAAACAAAAAAAAUACAUUACAAGCAAGUACAGGCAGAAUUCUCAUUUCAGAGAAAAACAAAAAAGAUACAUGACAAGCAAGUACAGGCAGAAUUCUCAUUUCAGAGAAAAACAUAGACAACUAAUGAGACAACAAAUGCGUGACAGGCGUAACAAUAAUCUUAUAUAUAGGAGUAUGCAUAAGAUGAGAUGUGCAAUGAAAAUAGCAAGGAAAUAUAGACAAAUACAUAGACAAGCACAUGAGAGUGACAGAGAGGCUGAAAACCCUUUGAUCACUGCGGCCAUAUCUGUUUUCAGAUCACAAAUAAAGGCUGGUCCCACUUUUUGUUGCACUGUGUGUCAUAAGGCUUCAUUUCCAAACCAAGUCCAACGCUGUACAAGGUCAAAUUAUGUAAAAAAUCCAGAUGUGGUUAAAGCAUGCCUGACUGGAAAGUAUGUUCAUAUUUGUGACGAUAACUGCAGAAAUGAACAGUGCAAAGUGCCUGAUGAGCGAAAGACAGAGUGGAUUUGUCAUACCUGCCAUAAUCAUCUUAAAAAAGGAGCCAUGCCUAGCCUUGCUGUAGCCAACAACUUGGAGCUUGCUGACAUUCCAUCUGAACUGUGUGAUCUCAACAUAUUGGAAAGACAUCUAAUCGCCAAGUGCAUAACAUUUGCAAAAAUUAUUCCUCUUCCUAAAGGACGACAGCAGUGUAUUCGAGGGAAUGUUGUCUGUGUUCCAUCUCAGAUUGAGGGAACUGUUAACGCUCUGCCAAGACUGAGAAGUGAGUCUCAGGUCCUGAGAGUUAAACUGAAGAGGCGUUUGUGUUACAGAGGCCAUCAGCUGUUCCAGACUGUUACCUGGUCUAAACUGGUGCAAGCACUGAAUAAACUGACACAGAUUCAUCCAGAGUAUAAAGACAUUACUAUCAGAGAUGAGGCUGAGCUGUGUGACCCAACACUUCCUGAUGAGGAAGAUGAUGAUGAUUGUGAUGAUGUUAAUGUGACCAUGGAGGAUGUUGAUCAUGAUGAAGAUGAUUUAAUGGAAAUUGACAUGUGUGAGAGAAAUGCACUGUGUGAGGCAGAAAAUGGUCCUGAAAAUGAAGUGGAUGGCAAUGAAAAGAUAAUUUGUGAUGAGAGACAACCAGAGGAGCAGAAUGAUGAUCCAGAACAAGAAGAAGGAAAUAGUCCAGUCAGCUUUUUCAAAACUCCUAAACUUGAGGCCAUGGCUUUCCCUGUUCAGUUCCCCACUGAUGACAACUCAGUGAAAAUGAGUCGCCCCAUGUCAGAUCUGCAAAACACAACAUCAGAAAGUGUACAUGUGUGGAUGACAUCUUUGACAGACAAGUACAAAGCUAGGCCUGAAACACCCGAGUUUGAGAAGAUGUGUAUGGCAGACUUUGCCUCAACUUGCAGACUUGUUUAUGGCCAACAGACCAAAGGUAAAAAGGUUUUUCCUCUGCUCAAUGAUAUGGGAUAUGUUCAAAAGAGAGAAACUGAUAAGCCUGCUGUCAUCAGAUUUCACCGCACAUCGCAGGAAAAACAUCCCGAACAGUUUUAUGGCACAUUACUGAAACUGUACGUUCCUUACCGAUCAGACGAUGAGCUGAAACCUCAAUUUUUAUCCACGUACGAGUCAUUCUAUGAAAGAGGCUGUGUACAACUACCAGGUGCUAACCGUCCAGAGUCUGUCAAACGAAUUGUGAAGCAAAACAGAGAAAAAUAUGAAAAAAACAGUGAAGAAAUUGAAAGUGCAAUAGAGGAGUUUGAACAGAACAGAGGUGUGAUUGAUGAAUGGUGUAAUCUGGCACCUGAAUCUGAAGUAGUGAGGUUGGAGUGUAUUGAAGAACUGGAAGCAAGAGCGCCAGAUCAUGAAAAUGUACAGGAGGAUGUCCCUGAAUAUGCAAAGCAGGCUAACACUGCAACAGAAGCCAGAGCCAUCAGAGAACCCACUGCAGUUGACCCCACACUCUUACGUCAAAUGUAUCAGAGUCUGAAUCACAAACAGACAUGUGUGUUCCAUGCAGUCAGAGACUGGUGCAUAAAGCGUGUUUGUGGCCAUGAUCCUGAGCAAUUCUUCUUUUACAUUAAUGGUGGUGCUGGAACAGGAAAGUCACAUCUCAUAAAAUGCAUCUACUCAGAAGCAUCUAAGAUACUGUGCAAACUGCCGAGACGUGCUGAGGAGGCUGACAUAUCAAACCCCACUGUCCUGUUGACUGCUUUCACUGGAACCGCAGCCUUUAAUAUAUCAGGUUCAACACUGCACUCUCUGCUCAAGCUGCCCAGAAGCCUAAAACCUCCAUUUCAAGGACUUGGUAAUAAACUGGAUGAGGUCAGAUCAGAUCUGUUAAAUGCUGAAAUCAUCGUCAUUGAUGAAGUGUCCAUGGUGUCAAAGCCACUUUUUGCAUAUGUUGAUGCCAGACUGAAACAGAUUAAAGGCAGUCAAAAACCAUUUGGAGGGAUGUCAGUUAUUGCUGUUGGAGAUUUCUAUCAGCUACCACCAGUGAGACACAGUAAACCUCUCUGCGUCCAAGAGCCUUUACAAAUAGACCUGUGGAGACAUUUUAAGAUGGUCACACUGACUGAGAUCAUGCGGCAGAAAGAUGAUGUGGUCUUUGCAGAGAUGCUGAACAGGAUCCGUGUGAAAGACAAGUCAGAUGAGUUGUCAGAAGCAGAUAGAGCUAUGCUGUCACAGACCAUCACUGAACCAGCACUUGUCCGACUGAUGCCUUGCACAUUUUUGCAACAAACAAACAAGUAA